Molecule: messenger RNA, 521 nt
Organism: Phialemonium atrogriseum
Lineage: Eukaryota; Fungi; Ascomycota; Sordariomycetes; Cephalothecales; Cephalothecaceae
Exons: 2
Coding region: 93-428 (111 amino acids)
Source: RefSeq, a predicted model, not a curated record
ACUUACCUGGCAGAAACGGCCCCGGAGAUUGUCGGCUCUUUGGCACUUGCGCGUCUCAGUCUCCCAGCUCGGAUCAAUGGCUCACAUGAUCGAUGAAUGAACCUAUCGAAGAGGAGUUGUUCCCGGGCGAUCGGCUGAGGUAUUUCCACCCGACGCAGCCUGGGGAGGUACUAGAUGGUAGAUUCAAGACGAUUGCCAAACUCGGUUUCGGCGCUGGCUCUACUGUUUGGUUGGCAGAGAAUCUCAAAUUCAAAAAACGGAGGAAGUCGUUGGUUCCUCGCUAUGUCAGCGUCAAAAUCGCAGCUCUUGAUAUAGAUGCAUCUCGAGAGACCAUGACUUCGAAGCUUAUCGCCAACGCUAAGCCAUCACACGAGGGUCAUUCGUUCAUCCAGACGCCUGUCGAUGAAUUUCAGUUGAAAGGACCAUAAGGAACACACUUCUGUCUUGUUUAUGAGCCAAUGAGAGAGAGACUUUUUCAGCUUCAGCAUAGAUUGAAGCGACAAAGAUUGGCACUACCCUUG